CUCAACUGCAACUGCAAAAACAUGACCUUUAAGCUGUAUUGCACAAUUUUUGUUUCUAUUUUCUUAUUUCAGUUUAAAGAAGCAAUAUUUACCGAUUACAAAAGCUCUGUCGAUGUUUCUAACGGAAUUUUAAGCUUCGCCAAUCUUUUCUCGUUUCCUAAUUAUCUACUGAACGCUACACCAUUUGAAUCUCUCUUCGUUUAUGGAGAACAAGACUGCCUUCAAGCUUGUACAGAGAACCCUCGAUGUCGGUCGUUGAAUUUCAAAGGUUCUAAAGUACAUGGAAAAUUUCUCUGUAACCUCUUAGAUACUGACAAAUUUAAGUCGUUGAAGCUAUUUGGUGCAACUUUGGAUUUUCAUCACUUCAGCGUGACGGCCCCGUGCGAGCUCAAUCCGUGCGAGAAUGGAGGGACCUGUCACCCAGUGGAGAUGGUAUACGACUUCAAAUGCGCCUGCCCACCAGGUUUCUUUGGGAAGCAAUGUGAGAAGUCGGCCAAGAGCUGCGCGGAGCUGCUGGAGGCUGGCUUCACAGACAAUGGUGUCUACAAAAUUUUUUUUAACAAUUCCCAAGUGUUCGACGUGUACUGCGAUCAGUCCAGCCGAGGAGGAGGUUGGACGAUGGUUUUCAAGGUUGUAUCUGGCGUCUCGGCUAACGGUAGAAGUAGCUCACAACUGUGGUCUUCAUCGGAGACGAUCAAUGAAGACAGAUCAAAGGCAUUGAACAUCGAUUCUUCCUUCAGAGCACAUUACAAGAACCGCUUUGUGCCAAAUUGGCACCUUGCAAAACCCAAAGAGGUGCUGAUAGCUUUGUACAGACGGAAUGGCUCAGAUCUCGAGACCCUUUCUAUCGUAUUCAACUCGACUAAUUCUGACGACAAAAACUGGUUUUCUAAAAGUCGGGUCGUUCACUCCCCUUGGACAGAUUUGAAAAACGAGACCCCGAACGUCUUCUCGAUCGAGGGCUGUUGCAAUGGAAGGGAUUUCUACAUUUCCAAAAGUCAUGGCGGCUGCCUGAAUGAUGGAGGAUGGCUGGCCAUUAUCUCUAGUGACUGUGAAUGGGAAAAACGUUUUCCUGCUUUUACUGCUUUGUACAGUAACAGGACGAAUUACACAAAUUGGAAUCAUUACGAAAAUGUUGGAGUCGCAGAUUUGUUUGUGGUGUAUAUUCGUUAAUAAUUUGCCGGAUAAGAUAUCGCCGACUGAGGUAGAAACAUUAAAGCCUGUUAAAUAUCUAAGUUAAGUUAUAUAUUAAGUAAGAAUUUGCAAGGUUAAUAAGAACUGUGUUAUAUCCAGUUGUACUUCAAAGACUUUAGGGUAUAUAUGACUGCAAAUACAAGAAAAUCAUACAUAUGUGAACUGCGGUUGAAGAGACGAUUAUGAAAGCAAUCCUCGCAGAUAUGAAUACUACUGAACUAGUAGUGAAAAUAAGACCUGAGGUCAUGGGUCAGAGUGGGAGAGGUCGUGGGUUCAAAUCUCGUGCGGGCCUGAAUUUCUUUCAGGCCUUAUUUUCACUACUAGCUCAGUAGUAUUCAUAACCGCGAGGAUCGCUUUCAUAUUCGUUACUUCAAAGUAUUUUCUUUUUAUUGGAUGCUUAAAGUAAAGAAGGAUUACUGUAGUUUUUUUGAUAGCAUGUAACUCUAUGACUGCUACAAAAUAAAAAAUUGAUAAGGCUAUGGUCGACGCCACAAGGAAAUCAGUAGAACUCCAAAAUUUCACAUUUCCUCACGAAGCUUCGCUUCUCGGCCAAUCUUUGGAGAAUCUCUCAGCCGCUGGACUUUUAGUUAUCAGCGGACAUACCAACCCCUUGAAGAGAAUAUGUAAAAUCAUAUGGGUAUAAUUCAAAGAAAUGUAAAAGCUAAGUCACCGAAGUUUACAGUGAUUUCAACUUUGCUUAACGUAUCUGCCUAUGUUAUUUUGUAAUCAGAUAUAUGAUAAACCCUAUCCAUAUUAGGACAUCAUAAGCGUUGAAGUCUUGUGAUAACAGCAGUUUGAAUAUUUUCAACACUGCACUUCUUGUAGCCUAAGGAAGACUAAAAACUGAUUAAAAACGA
Molecule: messenger RNA, 2051 nt
Organism: Pocillopora verrucosa
Lineage: Eukaryota; Metazoa; Cnidaria; Anthozoa; Scleractinia; Pocilloporidae
Source: RefSeq, a predicted model, not a curated record